AAGGUACAUAAAUGGAUUGAAUUCUUACUAACGUUCAAGGGGUAAGUGAUACAUUGCAUAUAAAUGUGUUUUUGAUAGUCAAACCAAGAUAUUAACGUUGUUUUAUCAAAGAAUAUCAUAAAAUAUUGUGUAUGAACCGGUUUAGAGGUUAUGUUUAUGUUAUGUUUAGGCAUUGCUACCUGUUUGUACAUGUCAACAUGACAUGAGUGUUUUUCUAAACGAAAAAAGCGGUUUUUUUGUUAGGUUCGCUAAAUUCGUACACUGGUAGUCAUUUCCGUUUCCUGAAAAAUCUUUCUCAUUGUACCUACGGUUCGCACUUCGCGCGUGUUUAUUCUCUCUUGUGUUUGCGUUGCAAAAAUCACUGUCUUAAAAUUGUGAAGUGAAAAUGGGGAAAAGAAAAAGAUCAGAUUCCUAUUUCCAUGAAGAUUUGUGGAAGAAAUUAAAAAAACUGGAAAGAAGAUUGAAGAAAUGUGAAGGCAGAACUGAUAGAGACAGAGAGUCAAGUUCAGGGACUCCUCCUCCUUCUCCGGUUGAAUGUACUGAAGACUGGACAGUCGAAGAUAUCCCAGAGGAGCUUCUGUUAGCCCUGGGCAAGGAAGGUGAGGAGGAAAACAUUGUUGGCGGGGAGAUACAGCAGCAGCUGACAGAACGGUGGACAAACAUCAUUCAUCAGGGACUUGGAAAAGAGGCCAGAGAAAAUUUAACAACAAAACACCCCUCACCAACAAAUUUUAUGGCAGCUGUACCGCCUGUCUUGACUGAAGCGAUAGCAGCUGCUAUGAAUGAAGCCAGUAAGAGGCAAGACAAACGAAUAGUUUUCUGUCAGGCGUUAAUAGGUAAAACGAUGUUGGCAUUAGGUAAGGCACUUACCUGUGUUCUUAAGGGCAAUAUUAAUACUAAAGAAAUUGUCGUGCAGCUAAACGACUCUGCUAAAUUUGCCGCAGAAGUACUUCAAGCCCAAGCUCCAGCCGACAACCCCGAGACAAAUAUCGCCGAUACUAGAGGUACAUGCCAGUAAACUGAAAUAUUUUUCUCAUAACUGGUUAAAAAUUACCAAUGACCCGGUAAUCUUACAAUGGGUUCAGGGAUACAAUAUCCCACUUAAUUUUUUCCCUCCAGAGCAUACAGGACCCCAUCAGUCUUGGUCUAACAAAGAAAAAGAAAUUAUUUAAUCGGGAAUAGAAAAAUUAAUAAAUUUAGGUGCUAUAUAUCAAUGUGAAUAUGUAGUGGGCCAGUUUAUAUCACCAAUAUUUGUAAUUCCAAAACCAAAUGGUACAUUCAUGUUUAUAUUGAAUUUAAAAGAAUUAAAUCAAUACAUUGAUACAUGUCAUUUCAAAUUAGAAGACAUAAGAACAGCAUGUAAAUUAAUUACUCAAUACUGGUAUAUGGCAAAAUUAGAUUUGAAGGAUGCAUACUUUAGUGUGGCUAUUUCAAAUGAAUCAAAAAAGUUUUUGAGGUUUAAAUUUGACAAUAAGUUGUAUGAAUUUAACUGCUUACCUUUUGGGUUUAUGCACAGCUCCUUUUGUAUUCACAAAACUUAUGAAACCAAUACGUACUUACCUUAGAAGUAAAAAUAUUGUCCUGACAUCUUACUUAGACGAUAUACAUAAUAUAUUUUAACUCAUCAAAAGAACAAUGUAGGAAGGAUAUGGAGAUUUCGUGCACUUUGUUUCAAGAUCUAGGUUUUAUCAUUAACUUUGAAAAGAGUAUUUUCACACCAAAAGAGACAUGUACUUACCUGGGCAUAAUCAUAGAUUCAAGAUCAAUGUCAUUAUCAGUACCUCUAGAAAAACAAUUAUCUAUAAUAGAAAAAGUUAAUUAUUUUAAGAGAAUUAGGUCUUGUAAAAUAAGGAAAUUUUCUUAACUGUUAGGAAAAUUUACUACAGUUUGUCCAGCUAUACCCUAUUCAUGGGUAUAUACAAAACUUCUAGAAAGGGAGAGAUAUCUUGCUUUAAUUAAAAAGGAGAACAAUUAUGAUGAAAAAAUGAAAUUAUCAAAAAUAGUUACUUCUGAAUUGGAAUGGUGGACAAAGUACAUAGAUAGAUCUAACCCGAUUCAAAAUUAUAAUUUUUCUCUAGAAAUUCAGACAGAUGCUUCUACCACUGGCUGGGGAGCAGCUUGUGGUACAGAGCGAGCUUCAGGUUCAUGGUCCUCCACUGAGAGGCAAAACCAUAUCAAUUUCUUAGAAAUUAAGGCAGCUUAUCUAGGACUUCAAUGUUUUACUAAAGACCUAAGUCAUUGUGAAAUCUUACUCAGAGUGGAUAACACUACCUACAGCAGUAACAUAUAUUAACAAAAUGGGUGGUGUUCAAUUUCCUCAUUUAAACGAAAUGGCUAGGAUCUUUUGGCAAUAUUGCGAGAGAAUAAAUUCAAAAGAAAAUUUUGAAGCUGACUUUGAAUCAAGAAAAAUAAACUAAUGAUGAAAUUGUACAACAAUUUGGCUGCCCAGAAAUCGAUUUAUUUGCCUCUAGAAUUAAUAACAAAUGUAAGAAGUUUGUCUCAUGGAAUCAAGAUCCUGAAGCGUUUGCUGUAGAUGCAUUUACUGUUAAAUAUACUCUAUUUAUCUUUUUUUUUUUUUAUGCAUUUCCUCCUUUCUCAUUAGUUUUAAAAUGCAUUAGAAAAAUACAAUCUGAUAAAGCAGAAGGUAUCUUGGUAUUUCUUUUAUGGAAAUCCCAAGCCUGGUUCCCCAUGUUACAAUGUCUUCUAGUUGGUAAAAUGUUAAUUUUCGAACCCAAGCAAUAAUAUCAAACAAUAUGAUAGCUCUCUUAAAUUAUGGUGGAGUUUUUGUAAUAGGUUUAAAUUAGAUCCUUUUCAAACUUCAGUCCCAUUUAUAUCAGGUCAUUCAUAUCAUUCAUAUCAUUUGUAUCAGGUGCCUCAUAUGGUACCCUUAAUACCAUUAGAUCAGCUAUUGCAUUAAUAAUGGGACCGAAAGUUAGUGCAGAUGAUAGAAUAAUAAGAUUCUUAAAAGGUGUGCUUAAAAUGACACCACCUAAACCAAAAUAUAAUAUGACUUGGGACCCGGGCUUAGUAUUAGAAUAUCUAGGUAAAAAUUAUACUAAUGAUAAUUUGAACUUACAAAGGGCUACUAAGAAAUUCGUUAUAAUGUUAGCUCUUACUACGGGACAUAGGGUUCAAACCCUGUCCCUAAUAAAAGUAUCUAAUAUAAAAUUUACACAAAGCGGAGUUCAAAUUAAAAUUCCAGACAUUAUAAAAACGUCAAAUAAAAAUUCAGUUCAACCAAUGUUACAUUUGAAGUCGUUUACGGACAAAGAAAUUUGCCCGGUAGAAAUCAUAAAAAUUUAUUUAAAUGCCACAGAAAACUUAAGGCAAAACAUUAAUCACCUGAUUUUAACAUUUAAAAAACCAUAUAAAAAGGCUUCAUCUCAAACAAUAAGUCAUGGAUAAAAUCUGUAUUGUGUGAAUCUGGGUCUUAGCAUAGACCUUAUUCGUAAGACCGCUGGAUGGUCUAGAGAUUCUUCUGUAUUUGCUAGGUUUUACAAUAGGCCUAUAAUAGAAGAUCCUUUAUCUUUCUCUGAUACUAUUUGUAAUCGUAUCCUAUCAGUACAAAUAUUUAAGAAAAACUUGUUUCUAGUUAUAAGAAUAUUUGUAAUAUUUUGUAAUAAAUUUGAUUUAUUAUAAAUGGUUUCAUUCACAACUCAUGAAUCUUUAAACAUCUACCAUAGUAAAAACCGUCUCAGACAAGGAGAGAGUAUAAUUAAAUGGUUAAACGAACUUACCUGUAAGUGAAGUUCUACCAUAAUUAUACGAAGCUCCUUGUCUGAGACGGUACCUGUUCCCACCCUACCCACCUCUGACCAAGUCUGAGUUGUUCAUGAAACUUCUUGCUUUAAAAGUAAUGAAGUUUGACAGUUGCGUUCCGGAUAUUGUCGUGUUUUUGUUUUUUUUUUUUAGCUUGGAUACAUUGUGAUGGCUACUAGCAUGAAAGCGUAGACUACCAUAGUAAAAACCGUCUCAGACAAGGAGCUUCGUAUAAUUAUGGUAGAACUUCACUUACAG
Molecule: messenger RNA, 4017 nt
Organism: Colias croceus (clouded yellow)
Lineage: Eukaryota; Metazoa; Arthropoda; Insecta; Lepidoptera; Pieridae
Exons: 2
Coding region: 386-1018 (210 amino acids)
Source: RefSeq, a predicted model, not a curated record